AGCCGUCACGUCUCCAACAUUGACGCAAUGACACAAGUGCGAGAUGUCUUGCCGCAGCCCUGGAAAGGUGUCAACUUGGGCGGCUGGCUUCUACUUGAGCCUGGACCAUCAUUCCCUCUUUUUACGCAUCACUUGUUGAAGGACAAGAGCCAGGCUCGUUGCGAAUGGGACCUCAUGAAAGUACUUUACGAGAAGCUGGGGAAAGCUGGAGCGGCCGAGGUGAUCCGGUCACACCGUGAAACGCAUAUCACCAAGGCAGACUUUGAGCGAGUUCGCAGCUAUGGGCUGAAUGCUGUGCGGCUCCCCUUCGGCUACUGGAUCAUUUCGCAACCAAGGCCGAGAGAGCCCUACAUGGGACCUGCGUUGGAGUACGUCGACCGGGCCGUCGCAUGGGCAGAGGAGCUAGGGCUACAGAUUGUUCUGGAUCUCCAUGGCUGCCCGGGAGGCGAAAGCCCAGAGGCACCAUGUGGCCGGCGACAGCGGCCCGAGAGCCGCUGGGAUUGGCGGCACUGGGACUUUGCAGCAUCCCUGAAGAUCCUGCAGUUGCUGGCGAAGCGCUACUGCGAUCGCAGCUGUGUGACGGGAAUCGCUGUUUGCAAUGAGCCUUGUGGGGUGAUUCCUGCAAGCAACUUGAUCUCGUACUACUCCCGUGCAGUCGAUACCAUUCGUAAGGCUGGCAUGCAUGAGAGCCGCGUGGCGGUGGUGCUUCCGAUCUUCCAGCGCCCGGAAGGUGAAGAAGCCUUCAUUGCGAAGUGGGCCAAGACAACUCAAGGAAGGCACCGUAACGUUUGCUUUGAUGUUCAUUGCUACCACUGCUUUGAAAACCAGUUCCAUGGAAAAACUUUUGCUGAACAGCUCAGGGCUGUUGAGGAGAACAGCAAGAUGUUCCAGCGCUACCCGAUGGUGGCAGGAGAGUGGGCACUUGGCUUGGGCCGAGCCACCUGGUGUACCUGCGGCGACAUGGAUGAGGACACAGUGAUCAGCAUUUUUGGUGCCCAGCAGAUGGAAGCUUUCAGGAAUUCCUCCCAUGGCUCCUUCUUUUGGAAUUGGAAGGAGGAUCCCGAAGACAAGGAGUGGAAUUUCCAGUUGGCCUACGAGCAGGGCCUUUUGAACCGCCCAGCACUGGCCCUUCCACCUUGGGAUCACACCGGCGAGGAUCCCCUCGAGGAUAUUCUACAUCCGUCUCCAGAAGAUCCUGUAGUUUACUAUGGUGACACAGUCUACCUCCGAGUCUUUCACGGUAUGUACAUGGAUGUGCAGGGACGCCAGGUGGAUUGUUCGUGGGCCGACAAAGGGCAGUGGCAGGCCUUCAUAUUCCACGAAGCCUGGCCCUGCAAAGAUAAGCAGACCUCUUCGAGGCGUCCCGUGAAGCAUCGGGACAUUGUUCGGAUCCAGGGGCAUAACAAGCACUUUGUGGCAGUGACCAGUUCGGCUUCUGAGGGUGCUCCUGUUGUCGCAACCAGGAAGCAGAGUGGUAGAGAAACUGAAUUCGAGGUCUUUCUGGAGAGUUCCUCAAUACUGAAGCAUCGUGGGAAAGCGUACUUUUUCAGCCGGGCGACCUCCACCACCAUUGACGCAGAUGAUGAGGUCAGAAUCCAAGCCGGUGAAGCGUUGGACCGGAAAUCUACGACAAGACUGAUCACAGAGAACAUUAGCGCCAUUACAGUGGAAAGGCCACCCGAGCUGCAGCGUGCGGUGGCAUUGCCACAGCCAUUGCCACAGCCGCGUCCACGACGUCGGACGAAAGGUCCUCCUGGACCCAAAGACAGUCCGGUCGAGGACAAGGCGGCGGUGAAGAGAAAGGCCGACGUGUUGAGCGAAGGCGAACCAGGUGAAGUCGCUUGCGAAGUUGCUAGCGAAGUUGCUUCACCAUAGUUGGGGCCGAUUUCUGGGUUUCAACCAGCACGUGGCGUACAGCGCGUGGCCAUCCUUUUGACGUAACAUCUUCGGCUUUGGAAGAGCUCGAUG
Molecule: messenger RNA, 1968 nt
Organism: Durusdinium trenchii
Lineage: Eukaryota; Dinophyceae; Suessiales; Symbiodiniaceae
Source: the annotation of a GenBank genome assembly